GCUCCGUCCUCGACACCAGCACCGGCUCGUGCGCGUUGCCUCUCUCCACGACGCGUUGAGGACAAGAUGAACUUUGGCAGACUGCUGGCUGCCAACUCGGCGUGUCUGAGGGCUACGGGGCGCGGAGCAUUCGCUAGUGCCGGCCCGCGGUGCUUUUCGACGGCGUUCAACUCACAACGGCCAACAUGGCUCGUUGCAAGCCGUUUACCGCCCGCGUACCAAGCGCGCAACCUGUCGCUCUGGGGCUCGUCCAAGCCAGCACCAAAGCCUGAAGAGGCAGCCGCAGAGGCGCCAGAACCUGCGCUACCAAACACACCAGCAGAUGCGCAGACACCCGACGCGCUCCCUCCCACCUCGGCGACACCAGCGGACGCCGCCGCGAACGCGACCGUCACGCAGUCCGCACAGGACCCCGAGAUCGUCUACGCCACUCCUUUCGACCCCUCCGCCGUCUCCGACACCGCAUCCUCCGCCGCCUCCCAAGCCCUCGACGUCGCGACCACCGCCUCCACGCUCUCCCCCCUCAAAUGGGGCGACCUCACCGCAAUGGGCCUCACCGCCUGGUACACCCCCGCCGGCCUCGUCCGCUGGACGCUCCAGGUCUUCAACGUCACGCUCGGCCUCCCCUGGUUCUGGACGAUCGUCGUCGGCACGCUCCUCUGGCGCGUCUCUAUGUUCCCCUUCCACCUGCAGUCCAUCCGCAACGGGCAGAAGAUGCGCAAGGUCAACCCGGAGAUGCAGAAGAUCCGCGACGAGAUCAACGAGGCGAAGAAGACGCAGGACGUGCUCGCGCUGCAGCGCGGGAUCAUGAAGAUGCAGCAGCUGAACGCGAAGUACGAUGUGAACCCGUUGAAGCUUAUGGCGCCGGGCUUCAUCAACCUGCCGUUUACGCUCGGUCUGUUCUUUGGUGUCAAGCGGUUGUGUGAGGAGGUUCCCCAGUUGGCUGUUAGCGGUUUCUCGCUGCUCCCAGACUUGACUGUCACGGACCCGUACUGGAUUCUGCCCAUGUUCUCUGUCCUGUUGAUUCAGCUUCAGAUUCGGGCCUCUGCCGCCGAUGGUAGCAUCGACCUCACGACUUCUCCGGCCAUGCCCCACGUCAUGAACAUCAUGCGCCUGUUCUCCAUCGUCACCAUCCCUCUGCUCGCCAAGUUGCACAUCGGUGUCCUCGUCUCGCUCGUCACCCAGAGUUUGUUCAUGACCCUUCAGAGCACCCUCCUUCGCCUCCCCCGCAUCCGUCGUCGUCUCGGCCUCGAGCCCCUCGGCAAGGGCUUCCAGCUCCCAAGCAUGGUCGAAUCCGUCCGCUACGGGUUGAACUGGUUGAAGAGUGGCGGAAAGUGAUUUGUGGGCUUCGCAGGUUGCCCUACCAGUAGCUUAUCUAUUGACUAACCUAGACACUCACAAUAGUAAUACGACGACGCAUUGGGAUAGUCACGCCCGCCACUCAUC
Molecule: messenger RNA, 1446 nt
Organism: Schizophyllum commune H4-8
Lineage: Eukaryota; Fungi; Basidiomycota; Agaricomycetes; Agaricales; Schizophyllaceae
Exons: 5
Coding region: 67-1338 (423 amino acids)
Biological process (GO): mitochondrial respiratory chain complex IV assembly; protein insertion into mitochondrial inner membrane from matrix
Cellular component (GO): mitochondrial inner membrane
Molecular function (GO): membrane insertase activity
Source: RefSeq, a predicted model, not a curated record